AUGCGGCAUUGUGAACGAGCGCCAAGAAAGAGGAAGGCAGCAUCGAGAAUGAGUGCGGAAGUGGAAGGUGACGCGGAUGAACGGUGGCAGAAGAUGAUUUCUCUGGGUUUUCGAUGUGCGCCUCUGGAUUUUCGAUGUAGGACAAACGAACUUACAGCAGGUAAAGUGGCUGCUAAUCUUGAAAGCCCCAGGUCGAGAAUUUACAGGAAUUCACCUGUUGAACCUUGUGUGGGACAGGAGUUUGAGUCAGAAGCAGAGGCACAUGUAUUCUACAAUGCAUAUGCCACGAGUGUUGGAUUCAUCGUACGUGUUAGUAAACUCUCGCGAUCAAGGAUCGAUAAUUCUACUAUUGGGCGGAUUUUUGUCUGCAACAAAGAGGGAUACAGGAUGACUGACAAGCGUGAAAAUGUUAUACGGCAAAGGGCUGAGACAAGGGUUGGUUGCAAGGCAAUGAUAAUGGUAAGGAAAGUAAAAUCCGUUAGCUGGGUUGUUACAUGUUUUGUAAAGGAACACACACACCCUCUUGCUGGUCCAGGAGGUGGCAGAAGGGAUUUCAUCUACGAACAAUAUCCGGGCGAAUGGGAUAGAAUUCGGGAAUUAAAUCAGCAGUUGACAGCAGAGAAAAAGAGGUCUGUCACCUACAAAAGACAUCUUGAAGUCGAGCACAUUGACGUCGACGAGUAUAACGAGACCCUAUUGAAGAAAAUACAACACAUAGUAGACAAUGUAAAGGAGAUGGAAAGCAAAGAAGAACAAAGUCAAUUGAACUUUCAAUCAGCCACCCUUUAA
Arachis stenosperma is the source of this 789-nucleotide messenger RNA. RefSeq names its product protein FAR1-RELATED SEQUENCE 1-like. The coding region runs from base 1 to 789 and encodes 262 amino acids. The record is from RefSeq and is a predicted model, not a curated record. Lineage: Eukaryota; Viridiplantae; Streptophyta; Magnoliopsida; Fabales; Fabaceae. The transcript has 3 exons.